Messenger RNA from Dictyostelium purpureum, 1194 nucleotides. RefSeq lists its product as uncharacterized. The transcript has 4 exons. Bases 1 to 1194 code for a protein of 397 amino acids. The record is from RefSeq and is a predicted model, not a curated record. Gene Ontology annotation, molecular function: mRNA binding; ATP binding; RNA helicase activity. Gene Ontology annotation, cellular component: nucleolus; catalytic step 2 spliceosome. Lineage: Eukaryota; Evosea; Eumycetozoa; Dictyosteliales; Dictyosteliaceae.
AUGACAAGUAAAUCAACUAAACAACCACCACCAUCUACUUUUACUGCAACAGAGGUCGAAGUCAAACCAACAUUCGAGUCAAUGGGUUUGGGUGAAGAGUUAUUAAGAGGUAUAUAUAAUUAUGGUUUUGAAAAACCAUCAGCAAUUCAACAGAGAGCGAUUGUACCAAUUAUUAAAGGAAGAGAUACAAUUGCACAAGCACAAUCAGGUACAGGUAAAACAGCAACAUUUUCAAUUGGUGCAUUACAAUGUAUUGAUGUUAAUGUACGUUCACCACAAGCAUUAAUUUUAUCACCAACUAGAGAGUUGGCUCAACAAAUUCAAAAAGUAGCAUUAGCAUUAUCAGAGUAUAUGAACGUUCAAGUACAUGCAUGUGUUGGUGGUAAAAAUAUGAGCGACGAUAUAAAGAAAUUAGAAACAGGUGUACAUAUUGUAUCAGGUACUCCAGGUCGUGUUUUGGAUAUGAUUACCCGUAAAUCACUCUCUACACGUCAUAUUAAAAUGAUGAUUUUGGAUGAAGCCGAUGAAAUGUUAUCUUUAGGUUUCCAACAACAAAUUAACGAUGUAUAUAGAUAUCUUCCAGAAGCAACUCAAAUUGUUUUGGUUUCAGCUACUCUCACUCAAGAUGUUGUUACUAUGACCGAAAAAUUCAUGUCAAAACCAGUUCGUAUUCUUUUAAAGCGUGAUGAACUUACUUUAGAUGGUAUUAAGCAAUUUUUUGUCUCUGUAGAAAAAGAAGAAUGGAAAUUUGGUACACUUUGCGAUAUUUAUGAUAGUUUAACAAUUACUCAAGCUGUAAUUUUUUGUAACACUAAAAAGAAGGUAGAUCAAUUAACAGAAAAAAUGAGAGAGGCAAAUUUCACAGUUGCCUCAAUGCAUGGUGAUAUGGUUCAAAAAGAAAGAGAAGAAAUUAUUAAAUCAUUUAGAUCUGGUGAAAACCGUGUUUUAAUUACUACAGAUAUUUUAGCUCGUGGUAUCGAUGUUCAACAAGUUUCAUUAGUUAUAAAUUAUGAUUUACCAAUUGAUCGUGAAAAUUAUCUUCAUCGUAUUGGUAGAUCAGGUAGAUUUGGUCGUAAAGGUGUUGCUAUUAAUUUUGUUAAAAAUUCAGAUAUUAGAAUUCUUAGAGAUAUUGAACAAUUUUAUUCCACUCAAAUUGAUGAAAUGCCAAUGAAUUUUGCAGAUGCAAUCAAUUAA